AUGACAGUGUCAUCGUUGAUGGUGUUGUCCCUCCUGUUCUUCGCGUCGCUCACGGCGUUGCUCUUCCUAGCUCCUCGCGUGUCGUCACCGCCGCUACCGCUGCCACUGCCCCUGCUGGUUGGGGACGAGGAGGUGCCGCCCGCCACUACGAGCGAUGCUGGAGGUGCGGCCAGCAGCGGAGGGACGGGAGUUGAGGAGGGGCCGGAGGACCUCACGCUCUUCCGACGCGUGACGCUCGACGUUGGCGAGGGCGCGGUGGUGGUGUCCAAGGUGGCAUUCAUGUUCCUGGCCAACUCCGACCUCACCUUUGCGCCGCUUUGGGAGUGCUUCUUCACGGGGCACGGCGAUCGCUUCAACGUGUACGUGCACGCAGACCCGGCGAUCGCUUCAACGUGUACGUACACGUAG
Hordeum vulgare subsp. vulgare (domesticated barley) is the source of this 408-nucleotide messenger RNA. RefSeq lists its product as uncharacterized. Lineage: Eukaryota; Viridiplantae; Streptophyta; Magnoliopsida; Poales; Poaceae. The record is from RefSeq and is a predicted model, not a curated record. Bases 1 to 408 code for a protein of 135 amino acids. The transcript has a single exon. Gene Ontology annotation, molecular function: glycosyltransferase activity. Gene Ontology annotation, cellular component: membrane.